UGGUUGGUGUCUGAUGAUCAUUUACUUUUCUCCAUCUCUCAUUCGUUCCCCUGAAUCCCAACUACGCUGGACAUUAACUUGGUGUCGUGUUCCUGUUACCAUGAACAGAAGGAUGGAUUUAAAUUUAACAGUAACGCAGGCCUCCAUAUAGUCCAACCUGCGUUGACCAUACUGCUACUGAAGUCUGUUCAAUAAAGUAGUUUUUUUUACAGAGAGGGAGGCAGAGUAUGUCAGUGUCUCUCUACCACCGUGAGAGAAAGAUGUUGCAGUUUGUGUCUCUGUCUCUCUCUCUCUCUUUCUCUUUUUUCCUCCGGUCAAAACUUUCCCACAUUAAACACUUGGACCAUAAAAGGACACAGAGAUAUCUGACCCGCUACUGAAUAAGCAGUUUAACCCCGAGGAGGAGCUCCAAUGGCCGGCAGGAGGCUGUCUGACCGCCCGGAGAGAGCGAGCUGACCCGCACCUCCACCUGCUGCUGCCCGACUCGAGCGCUCCUCUCAGCCAUGGGAUUUAAUCAAAGACGUUAUCACUAUUUAUGGAUUUUCACUGGAAAAUACUCGGAUUUGACUGAUACUUUAAGAUAGGAAAGAGAAACAUUGUGGGGGAAAAAAAAAUUCUCGCCUGAAUGUGUCAAAAAUAAAAUAAAAGUAUUUAACUAAACCGCUUCACUCUCCCUUCAUCAUGAGUUUGUGGACUAACGGCUCCUCCGAGGAUCUUUACGCCGGGACGCAGCCGCCACUGUCGGACUCCAACUCCUCCAUCAACCGUACCGACAGCUCGCAGCACCGCGGCCACCAUGGCACCGCUACGCUGGACCUGAGCCGGGCGGUGCCGGUGGGUAUGGUGCUGGCCUCCUUCAUCAUGUUCGCCAUCGUGGGGAACAUCUUGGUCAUCCUGUCGGUGGUUUGUAACCGACAUCUGCGGAUCCCGACCAACUACUUCAUCAUCAACCUGGCCAUCGCGGACCUGCUGCUGGGAACCACCGUGCUGCCGGUGUCCGCCACGCUGGAGGUUUUGGAUUACUGGGUGUUUGGUCGGAUCUUCUGUGACAUCUGGGCGGCGGUGGACGUCCUGUGCUGCACGGCAUCCAUCAUGUCUCUGUGCGUCAUCUCCAUCGAUCGUUACAUCGGUGUACGCUAUCCUCUGCAGUACCCGAUGAUCGUCACAGAGAAGCGGGCGCUGCUCGCCAUGCUGGGCGUCUGGAUCCUUGCCAUCGUCAUCUCUAUCGGCCCGCUGCUGGGCUGGAAGCAGGCGCCGUCAAAGGAUGACACGGUUUGUCUCAUCACGGAGGAACCUUUCUAUGCCCUCUUUUCGUCGCUCGGCUCCUUCUACAUCCCCCUGGCCGUCAUCCUGGCCAUGUACUGCCGAGUCUACAUCGUGGCCAAACGCACUACCAAGAACCUGGAGGCCGGCAUGAUGAAAGAGCGUCAGGAGGACUCCAAUGAGCUCACCUUGAGGAUCCACUGCAGGAACCAGCAGAUUCAGGACUUAUGCUCCACCUCCAAAUCCAGAUCCUCGGCUGGACGCAGCACACUCACCGUCAAACUGCUAAAAUUCUCCAGAGAGAAGAAAGCUGCCAAAACGCUGGGCGUUGUGGUGGGCAUGUUCAUCCUCUGCUGGCUGCCUUUCUUCCUGGCUCUGCCCAUUGGUUCGUUCAACAGCAGCCUGCGUCCUCCUGAAACUUUCUUUAAAGUCAUUUUCUGGUUGGGUUACUUCAACAGCUGCCUGAACCCGAUCAUCUACCCCUGCUACAGCCGAGAGUUCAAACAGGCGUUCAUCCGCAUCCUUCGCUGUCGUUGGAAGAGGAAGCGUCAGGGUUGGCAGGCGUACUACAACUACCGCUGCCAACAGGGCUCCAACAACUCAUCUUUCCUGAAUGGUAGCCAGCAGACGCUUUCCUCCAUCAGCCCCAGCCCGCGCUGCGUCACCUCUAGGCUUCGACCCCCAGCAUGGCCCUCCUCCACUGACCGAGACCUCCUCCCUGGGACGAUGGGAAGAGGGCGGCUAAGCCCGGUGUCCCCACUGGCUAAGGAUGCUGGGAUGGCAUCAGUCAUCUACGCGGGGCGUGGAGUGGUUGUGAACGGUCGGAACAUGAACAAAGAGGAGGUGGUGCAGAGCCUCUGAGGGAACAAUAUGUAGACAGGGGGAACACUAACCAAGACACCUGCUGCCUUCAACCUGCACAGGUCAUGAGACACUCUGCUCACUCACUGAGGUGUCAUUCAGGUGUGAUGACCGCACCUAUCAGGUGGUCAUGACUGUUCGUGCCUGUUCCUCAUCCUUUAUGACACACACUGUUAAACAUGGCAGAGCUGCUCACCUGGACCAGCAUUUUUUUUUUUACCAUCUGAUGGUUCCAGGAGCGUCCACUGCACUUCAUGAAGCUUUUACCUCCACUGCACAUGUGAGACACAUCCCACAAGAAAACACAGCCGGGGAACAUUGACACAAACCUAAACUGAAUAAAACAAACAAACAAUAAACAUAAUUUAAAAACAUGUCAAAUUUAAGUUUAGUUUUAAUCUUAAAACCUUUCAUGCAUUAACUUAGUUUUGUGUUAUUUGUUUUUCUUUAUUAUGCUAAACUAUCUUGAAAUAAGUUUUUUAAAUAUAGGCAACAUAGCUCUAUUUGUUUAUUACGCUAGGUGGUAAAGAAAAAUAUGCCAACAAUUACCUUAAAUAAGUUUCUAAAAUUAAAAUUAUUGGGAGUAAGUCAUGAACACACACACACACACACACACACACACACUAAAAUAUUCAACAGAAAAUAAAUACAAAAAUAUCUUUGAAGUGAAUUGUAUUAUUGUGUAUAUUGUGUUAUGUAUUUUGUAUGGCAUGAAUGAAUGAAGACGUCAGGUAGUCAAUAGGAAACUCAAAAUAUACUCAUUUACAAAAUGAAUUACACAUCCAAUGUUUUUGUUAUAAAUGUAUUUAUUGUUGCAUUUUUUGUCUUUCUUUCUUCGUUUUGCCAAAGAGCUUCAUGAAAUAGAGCUGAAUCUUUUCUAAAUAUAAUAAUAUUCUUAUUUUUAAUAUAACAAAGUGCUUUACAAAUUUGACUCUUCUGAUUGUUUUAAAUAGGCAGGAACCACACCUAAAUUAUUCUGAAAAUGAAAAAGAAUGAAAGAAAUGUGACUUUUAACUUCUAUUGGAAGUUAAUCAUUACAUUAUUCUAUUCUACAUUUAUUUAUUUAUGUGAAAACUGUAUUUUGGUGGUUAAAUCUGUUUCCCGGGGUUUUAUUGCUAGCUUCUGAACGGCCAUGAAUGUCUAGUAUUUAGUACAUUUUGUACACAAUGAAUGGAUUGGCUAAAAUUAGCUCACUGGCUAAUGUUAGCAUGACAUGUAUCUGUAAUUUGGACUCAGCGACUGACCUGUGAAGACUUCUACAGUUUUGCAGCCUUAAUAUCUCCCUGACAGAACAUUUAUUGUUAAAAUCCUCUCUCAGACUCACAUUAGAGGAAGUGACGUAAUCUUCCGAGAGCUGGACUUAAAACUGACCUUGUGUUUGUAGAUACUCACACCAGCAUCCAGUGGACAUUAGAGGACCUGCAGAUGCUGGUUGCUGUGAUUUUUGUGUGUUUUUUUAUACUCGUAUUGUCAAAAUCAAACCUCGCACAGAAUCAUAAAUAUACUGCAGAUGGUGUGUGUGUGUGUGUUUGUGUGUGCGUGUGUGUUUGUGUGUGUGUGUGCAUGCAUGCUACUUCCUCUAGCUUCUUUAGUGGACAUAUUGUACUGUGUUAUAUUUGUGACUCUACUGUCAACUGAUGGUUUGUACCUUAAAAAAAUGUAAACCAGAGUAGUUUGAAGGUGAAGUUUUUCUGUUUUGACUGAACGAGGCUAACACUUUCCCCCUGCUUACAGUCUUUAUGCUAAGCUACGCUAAGCAUGUUCUGGAUCAAUCUCUGUGGUGGAGAUGAAACUGAGUCUGGAGACCAAGAUUUCACUCAAGUGUCAAAAGUUCUUUUAAUGCAAGACAAAGUCAUGUUUUACAUAUUUUAAUUACAUAUGAUAAUUUAAGUAAAUUAAUUAAAUACAAUAAAACAAAUUGUGUUUCAUCAGUGCUUGUGUGUCACGUUGACUUUGGGGUCUAAAACAGGCUACAGACGUGAAGCCUUGAGACAGGAGGAACAUCACAGGAGGAGGUGAGGAUUUAGGAUAAGAUAAGGAUAAUAAUUUAAUCUCUACCAGUCUACUAUUUAAUUCUUAUGAAGUCUAACAGGGUCUAUAUGCAUGUUAGUUUAUGUCCAGGUGGGUUUUAAGACAAAGAGCCUGUUCACAUCUAGCAUUAACGUGUCUGGAGUGUCUGAAGUUCACACCUGCAUCUACAGUGACCACUUGUGAUCAGAUCUCACUUCUCCGUCUUAUAGGCAAAUAAAGUACAACAUUUAAAUUUGUUGUUUUAACCAGUCAAUAGUAGUAUCCAACACGCGCUUACAGGAAGGCCCACAUAAUUAAGAAUUUGCCAGGCAGGUGUUAGAGAGUUUAUGCAAACUCAAUAACUAGUAGUAUUUUACAUGUUUAGCAUCAAUAAAAUGUUGAUGCAUCAUUUUCGGGUAAAUUAAUGUUGAAACAGUGUUCAAACAUCUAGCUGCUAAAUAUUAGGUGAUGAGACGCCCUUCAGACAUGUAGAGUAUCUACAAAUAACAAGGUUUUACAAUGAAAGAAACAACUUAAUGUGUUCAAUUUAAUGCAGAAUUUCUAAGAAGGCGUUACGAAUUAAGAAUUUCAUAUAGCCGUCUCACAAAGUUUUUAAAGUUUCUCCUAUGCAACAAUUCUUAAAAUUGUGAAAUUUUUAAAUGAAGGCUGGUGGUGGACAGCUCUAAGUACCAGUGAUAUUGUGGAUACUAGUUGAAUUGUGUAAAAAGAUAGUGUGUUUUAACUAUUGAUUAAUUUUAUUAAUGAUUAAUUAAUAUGUGUUUUACGUUCAUUUAUUUAUGUUCGCCUAUAAAUGGACACCAAAAAGGUUGUUGUAGUAUCGGCCAAUCAUGGCUUUAUUUUAAAAAUCCACUGGAGG
This is a messenger RNA of Larimichthys crocea (large yellow croaker), 5011 nucleotides long. Its product is annotated as alpha-1B adrenergic receptor. Gene Ontology annotation, cellular component: plasma membrane. The record is from RefSeq and is a predicted model, not a curated record. Gene Ontology annotation, molecular function: alpha1-adrenergic receptor activity. Gene Ontology annotation, biological process: cell-cell signaling; positive regulation of MAPK cascade; positive regulation of cytosolic calcium ion concentration. The coding region runs from base 682 to 2124 and encodes 480 amino acids. The transcript is spliced from 6 exons. NCBI's taxonomy places the organism in Eukaryota, Metazoa, Chordata, Actinopteri, Sciaenidae.